Molecule: messenger RNA, 3076 nt
Organism: Sinocyclocheilus rhinocerous
Lineage: Eukaryota; Metazoa; Chordata; Actinopteri; Cypriniformes; Cyprinidae
Exons: 8
Coding region: 1-2595 (864 amino acids)
Molecular function (GO): catalytic activity
Source: RefSeq, a predicted model, not a curated record
AUGGCUUCACAGACCAUAAACUUCAUCACCUGGAAUGUUAACGGACUUAAAAGAAAAAGAGAUCAGAAAUUUCAAAAACUACAAAAUGCUGAUGUUGUUUUCUUACAAGAGACACACAUUGGAGUAGGAGAUGAACAUAUUAUAGAAGGUCUAAAAAACAAGUGGCAUAUUUUCUACACAAAGUAUACGUCCCGAAAGGGAUCAGCCAUACUAGUGAGGAAAACACUGGAUUUUGAAUAUAUAAGUGAUGAAAGAGAUAACUGUGGAACGUAUGUUUUGCUGAAAUGUAACCUGGUAGGUCAGCCGUACACUCUGGUUAGUGUUUACAACCAUCACACAGACACAAAAACCCUUGAUAAACUUUCAAGUUACCUGCAGUCAAUGACCACAGGGCUGCUGGUGAUCGGUGGAGAUUUCAACACGGUUCUUAAUCCAUUUAUUGACAAAAAAUGUAAUACUAGCAAGAAGAUAAAGAACGGAAAUCAACGUAAACUGCUCUUAUUUGUGAAAAAGUUCAUGAAAUCUCUUCAGCUGGUUGAUGUCUGGAGAAGAAAGAACCCCAUUAAGCAGGAUUAUACAUACUACAUAAAAGACUCUCCUGUGUCCAGACUGGAUUACUUCUUUGUUCCAGAAGAAUGUAUGUGGCGUGUCAGAAGUUGUGACAUUAGAAACUCAGAGAGGCCUGACCAUUGGCCUGUGUCUUUAGAGAUCAACAACAUCCCCGCAAUGCCUUUUCAGAAAGAUCGCCAGAUAAAAACAAUCUUCCAAUGGCUGAAUCUAAAACAGCAUCUUUUUACAGAUGAGGCGGGUUCAUCACUGGGUGAAGAAAGCUCACAGGCAGUCAGUGAGGUUGACAUUUUCUCAGCUGUAAAUUCUCUUCAAGUGUCAGACACACCGAGACCAGACGGCAUCCCAGUUUCUUUCUAUAAAGACAACAUUCAGGAUCUAAUUCAAUAUAUAAAGAUGCUCUAUGACAGAAUCCACAGCGGUGCAUUUAACUGCUCUGAGAAACACUUUAAUGAAACUGUGAAAAGUCCCCAUGACAAUAGUCAACACUUCUUUAACGUUGAUUACCUCAUCAUUGCUACCAUUCUGGCAAAACGUCUAGGUGAUUACUUGGAGUCUCAGUCAAAGGAUCAUGCACCAAAAGAUUCAGCUACUGUCAUGAUCACUCCCAAAACAUUCUGCACUGAGAUGAGGUUGUCUCAUAUUCAGGAUGAAAUAGAAAAGCAAAAACGGUCAAACCCAAAUCUGUAUCAGGAUUUUCUCAUUGUGAAAAACCUUCUCAGAGAUGCACCAGAAGUAGAUACUGAAUCUGUAGCUGUUUCAAUUGAGAGAGACAAACUGCUGGAUCAGGGCUGCCCUUUGACCCCAGUUCUCAUUAUGCUGGCUCUGAAAUGCUUUGGCUCUGCAUUAGCUGGACAUUUAAAACAGCACGAUAUUCUAGUUUUCAAAGACAGCGUAAUACUUUGCAUCCAACCUGAGGACCUUGAAAAAGUAUUAGCUGCUGUGAGGGAAAGAGCUAAUGAAGUGUUUUACAUUGAGGAAUUAUACAGAGGAAAUGUUAAUGGUAAACAAUUAAAGUGCUUGGGAAAUGAGUCUAUGGCCGAGGAUUGGAACAAAAGACUGACCAUGUAUGCAGUUGUUACUCUGCAAGACUCAGAUGAGGUGAUGGUGGUAGCAUCAAACUGGCUGAGCCUAGACAAGAAACAAUGUUACUGGCCCCCAUUCAAAUCACCAGACAAGUGCAUGGAAGCUGUUCAGAACAGAAUUAAAGCUGAAACAGGAGGGAAACCAUGGGAGAAAUUAAAUAUUAGCUUUCACAGAGAAUAUGUCACUUUUGAGAAGGCAAAAGAGGAGCAACAAGAAAUCAAAGAACGGAAAGAACGGCCAUAUCUAUUAGCCACUAGAUUCCCUGGAAUGCUAAAAAGACAAAGACUUGAAUGCCCUCAAGAAAUGUUAAAACAACAACUUCCUCCUGCACCAUCUGCAUCUACAUCCAGAAUGUCAGCUGAUGACAAGGAUGAGCUCCUCCAAACGCUGAGAGACAUCAAGAGCACAGUUCAGGAAAACUCUGCUAUGUUAAAGAAACUGCUAAAAGACAAUACGGUUUCUGAGGUCCCCAGCAGUACCAGCAUUCCUCAUAAAGACGUUAAAACAAACCUAAAACUGCCUCUUAGAACCAUUAAAGAUGUGGCCAGGACUGAAAGACAGCUCACAAAGAAUGCAACAACACGCCAAAAAUAUGUAAGAUAUCUGUCAAGACUUGGAGGUUUUGGGCAAAAGGAUGUGAUUAAGAAUAUUAUGCGGCACGUCCUAACAGAUGAUCUGGCCACAAAGUUUAACUGGCAGGGGAGAGGAAAUAAAAAGCCCUUCUCUAAGCUUAUUUUAACAGAUGUAAUCAGAGAUGCUGCAUCAAAACAAAGUGUAAUGAGGAUAGACUGUGAAGCUGAAAUAAAAAAUUAUUUGUGGUCCAUAGCUGAUCGAAUCGGUCGGAAUAGACCAAGAGAUUGUGGAGGUGUGACUUCAGAUGUGACUUCUCCCACGCUGCUGGACAGUAGCUUCCAGUCAGUGUCUGGAAUGUCUUUUGACUGAGUUUUGGAACAUUUAUUCAUAGGUUGUGUAAGCUUAACUGCCUACACAUUAGACAUUCAUUUUGUAAAGAACAAUAUGUGUACUAAUCUAGCUUGCCACUGUGUACUUCAAAUAUUGGCUCUUGAGAUAAAAUGCUUAUAAUACUCAUAAUUUUUAAUCAGUGUAAAUGUAAAUAUAUAUGGUUAGGGUUAGGCAAGGGUUUUUAUAUUGUGGUAAUAUAAGAUAAGAUCCAUCAGCCUUUAGCUGACUGGAGGAAAUAAUGAAAAACUGGAGAAUGUGUUUCACUGUGGUAUCAUUGCAUGCAUUGAGGUGUAUUAUAGUAGUGGCUUUAUUUCUCUGAUCCAAUAAUGUUCCUUCCUUUCCUCAAUAACAAAUAACUAAAAUGCAAUUAGUUGUGGUGUUUAAUCCAAAUAGGCUAUUUCUUUCUUUUUCAAUGUUACAUAGAUGAGAUGUAAUGAUUUCAUUCCAAAUAAACCAUAAC